CUGGCAGCUUCAUUCGCCUCUUGGCCUCUCGCGUUGCCCCCGGUUUCUCCUUCAUUUUGUGACAAUUUGGCACCUUCGAACUCUUGCCCUUGCUCUGAUUGCUGCAGGAGUUUCUGUCCAUAACAUCAGCCUCACCUCAGGUGACUCCGCAGCCCGUCGCAAUUCGCCCGUGGCAACCGACCGCUGCGACAGACGAUCUUCCCUUGGGAUCACCAUCUCUUCGACUGAACAGGUUCUUUCCUUUAGAUUCCUGUUGCCUUUGCAAAUAGAACACAGUUUUUUACACUCCCUUGCCUAUUGCGCUCUCCGACAAGAAUUCACUACGAGUCCUUGUCCAUAGCAACCAUGUCAAACCAGCAGGUGGGCACGGUGUUCGAUCGCGUCAUCCAGGAAGUGUGCGAUGCUUCUCAAGUGGAUUUCGAGGAAAGCGGAGUGGACCAGCAAACGCUGCUAGACUUGCGCAACAGCUGGCAGAAAAAGCUGUCGUCCCUCGGGGUCGCUCAUUUCCCCUGGGAUCCUACUCCACCCCAGCCUGCUCCUGCUCAGCCUCAGAGCCAAAUUCCCCCUCCCACCACGACCGUCCCUUCUAAUGCUCCUCGACCUGCUCCCUCCCCUCAGACCCAACAGCCGCAGCCACAACAGCACCAACAGCCGCCCCCGCUGCAACAACAACAAUAUGUCCAACCUCAACAGCCGAUGCCGCAGUCCAUGCCGGGAACGGCUCCGCCGAUGCAAGCCCCUACUCCCGUCGGAGUGCCCCCCGGUGGGAUGACCCAGGCGCCUCAGAUUAAGACCGAACCCGGCGUCGCUGCUCCGCCCAACUUGCCUCCGAUGAACAAUAUGGUCCCGGCCAACUCUCCCAACCCGCAGUCAGCUCGCGAACGUGCGGCCAACAUGCUGCAUCAGAGAUUCGGCGCCGCUGCUGCCAACUCGGUCAGUCAGUUGCAGGCUCAGUCGCAGCAUGGCCUGGGUCUCCCCGGUCAGCCCCGUCCCCAAGGCAUGCCACCGGUAUCAAAUGGCCAGGGACCGCAGAUCAAGCAGGAGCCAGGAUAUCCUCCUAUGCCCCAGCCGCCUAUGAACAAUUCUCAGACGGAUGGUUCCGGCGACGACGCCCUUUCCGACUGGAAGGCUGAGGUCGCACGCCGACGAGAGGCUGCCGAGCGCCAGGGUGGCGCAGGCGAUAGAAUUCUUCGAGACCAUAUCAAAGCAAGCAUGCUUCGGUUGGAAGGAGGUGGACUCAUGUUGCCUCUGGAGGAGCAGCAAAACGCGCCCAAAGCAUCUGCACGUGCAGUUGCAUCUGCUUCAAGUGUAGACCUACCCGUCGGUUCUACUCCCACCCCGACUUCGUCCGACGAAGUAUCGCCAUCCGCCUCCAAGGCUCCUCGGCCUCAAUUCGACGGUCCCGGAGGUGAUGACGAAAAGGAAGAAGACGACGAAGAUGCCAUCAACUCUGAUUUGGACGAUCCUGACGACCUUGUCGCCGAAGACCAUGAUGCGGAAGACUCUGUGGGUCAAGUCAUGCUUUGUACAUAUGACAAGGUCCAGCGGGUCAAGAACAAGUGGAAGUGCACUUUGAAGGACGGCAUUUUGACGACAGGAGGUAAAGAAUAUGUGUUUCACAAGGGCCAAGGUGAAUUUGAAUGGUAAAUGGCUCGUACUUUACCGAUCAUUGUUUCAACAUAAAUUUGAAUUCUUCAUCUCCCAUCUGUCCUUUUCUUUUCUUUCUCAUUAACCCCUGUUCUCAUCAUUUUUGAAAACUUUCCCAAUAUCCCUUUUUCACAUUUUCUCACGUCCUUGAGUAAGACAUGAAGAAAAGAAGACAGCCCUGUCGAUUUGUGUCAUGUGCACCUCGUCAGCGAGGAUUUUCGACUUGGACGCUCGCCUCUUUUCUUUUCUUGUUUAACGCUUUCCAUUCCCAUUUGCCGCAGUAUACUCUAUCUACCAACGACUUUUUUGUCUCAUGAAGUAUGCCAGGAUGUCUACGCCGCCCGGACUUUGAUUAUCUCCAUGUUACCUUGCCACUUUGGAUGCACAAUGGCGCUUAUGCAGGUGGACGUUUUUUACUUCUUUUCUGCUUGCUUCUAUCUUUUUUCUUUAUUCCAGUGUACUAGAAUAAUCAAAUGAAUGAAACUGGAGUUAU
Molecule: messenger RNA, 2140 nt
Organism: Aspergillus steynii IBT 23096
Lineage: Eukaryota; Fungi; Ascomycota; Eurotiomycetes; Eurotiales; Aspergillaceae
Product: transcription initiation factor IIA large subunit
Exons: 4
Coding region: 346-1647 (433 amino acids)
Biological process (GO): transcription by RNA polymerase II; transcription initiation at RNA polymerase II promoter
Cellular component (GO): transcription factor TFIIA complex
Source: RefSeq, a predicted model, not a curated record